UUUGAAACAACUUUACAAAGGGUUUUGUUAUUUUGGCGGUUGGCAUAAACUGGAGUGUGACUGGAUUGGGAUGACCACAAAGGUAGAUGGGGGUGGUGAUGAAGAUGAUAUGGAUUUUGACGAAUGGACUACGGUAGGUAGAGGAAGGGGUAGAGGGAAGGAAAAAGUUUCGAAAGAUGAUAGAGAGAUUGGUAACCUAAAUAGUAAGAGAAGUUUAGAAGAAUAUAGUUCAGAUGAAGAAAACAGAGUGGUUAGGAGGAAAAUGGUAAAUGAGGAGUUUAAGGUAAUACUUAAAUUCAGGAAGGAAGAUAUGAACAUAAACCUCAGUCCGAUAGCAGUGUCUAGAGAAAUAAAAAAGAAAAUAGGGGAGGUUGAGUUUGUAAAAAUCUUGCGAGAUGGUAAUAUGUUGAUAAAAUGUAAGUCUGAAGAACAAAAGAAUAAAAGCAUGCAGAUUGAUAACAUUUGUAAAAAGGUUGUGAGUGAAAAGAAAAUUGUUGGAGAAAACAGAGUAUCACGUGGUGUAAUCACAGGUAUUCCGCUUGAGGAAGAUUUAGAAAAACUUAAAAGAAAUAUACAUGGUGGUGAAGUGCGGAGAUUGAAAAGAUUGUUAAAAUCUGUGGAUGGGGAGAAAAUAGAAAGUUUUUCAAUACUUCUGGAGUUUCAAGGUGAUGUUCUUCCUGAUAAAGUGAAAAUUGGGUUCUUGAGUUUUCCUGUUAGACCUUAUAUUCCUCCUCCCUUGCGCUGUUACAAAUGUCAAAGGUAUGGUCACAUUGCAUCAGUGUGUAAAGGGAAGCAAAGAUGUGCUAAAUGUGGUGGAGAUCAUCGAUAUGAUGAAUGUGGAGCAGAUGUACAGUUGAAAUGUUGUAACUGUGGUGGUCAGCAUAAUGUAGCAUAUGGAGGGUGUGAAGCAAGGAAAAAGGCAGCAGAAAUUCAACAGCUGAAAGUAGUUAAAAACAUUUCUUAUGCAGAGGCAGCAAAAAGUGUUCAAGAAAAAAGAAUAGUUCAGAAAAAUCAGCAAGUGUCUUCUAGUCCAAAUCGUGGACCAAGUCAAAAAACAAUGUCAGGAAUGGAAAUUACAAUGGAUAAAUUAAUUUUAUUCAUGGCUUAUGUUAUUAAUUGUACUGAUCAAGUGAAACAGAAAACUGAAAAAAUCAAGAUUAUAGUGAAAGGUGCAGAAAAAUUUCUAGCUGUGAAGGAUUUAUCUUGGGAGUUGAUAAAUAAAAGGCUUGAAAUAGAUGGGAAGCAAGGUGGAGGAAGAAUUUAAUGCUUAUUUUACAAUGGAAUGCAAGAAGUUUGUUAGCAAAUGGACAAGAAUUUAAAGGAUAUUUAAACUAUUUGAAAAAUAAACCAGAUAUUAUUUGUAUUCAAGAAACAUGGCUUAAACCAGAGUUAGAUUUUGUCA
Xiphophorus couchianus (Monterrey platyfish) is the source of this 1402-nucleotide messenger RNA. RefSeq lists its product as uncharacterized. The coding region runs from base 71 to 1264 and encodes 397 amino acids. Gene Ontology annotation, molecular function: nucleic acid binding; zinc ion binding. The record is from RefSeq and is a predicted model, not a curated record. The transcript has 2 exons. Lineage: Eukaryota; Metazoa; Chordata; Actinopteri; Cyprinodontiformes; Poeciliidae.